Didymodactylos carnosus is the source of this 777-nucleotide messenger RNA. Lineage: Eukaryota; Metazoa; Rotifera; Eurotatoria; Philodinida; Philodinidae. The record is from the annotation of a GenBank genome assembly.
AUGGCAUCUUCUUCGUCAGAUGGGAGUUAUGAAAGUAUUGGCCUUGUUAAACCAGAAGUAUAUGUUUAUGUCAUUCCACCACGCCAAUCAACAACACGUAAACAUCGUGCAGCCGAUUGGAAACUAGAUCAACCAAAUUUUAUUUGUCGUUUAAAAAUUAUCUCAAAAGGUGAUCAAUGUCUCAUUCGUUUAGAAGAUCGAAAUACAGGUCAACAUUUUGCCACAUGUCCAGUUGAAUCUUAUCCAUCGAUAGCUGUUGAAAAUGUCGAAGAUUCUACAAGAUAUUUUGUUAUUCGUGUUCAAAAUGAUAAUGGUCAACAAGCAUUCCUUGGCAUGGGUUUUAAUGAUCGCAGUGAUUCAUUUGAUUUUAAUGUUGCAUUACAAGAUCAUUUUAAAUAUUUAAAACAAGCAAAACAAAUUGAACAAGAACAAAAACAUCCUGAAACUAUUGUUGAUCAACAUCCAAAAUUAGAUUUGAGUUUUAAAGAAGGGCAAACAAUAAAAAUUAAUUUGAAAAGUGGUGCAACGGGCAAUGAAGCAGAACGUAAACCAGGAGUCGUAAAAAAAAAUGUAACAAGUGGUAAAGAUAACAAUAUUGCUUUGCUACCACCACCACCUGGUUAUACAAUUCCAAAACUCACACCACCACCCAAAGCACAAGUUUUAAUUAAUCCACAGGAAACGAUUCAACAGCAAUCAUCGCAAGAGGUUACUCCUCCCUCAAACACAAAUAACAAUUCGAAUAUUCAUUCAGAUCUAAGUUGGAUGCAGUUUUAA